UGUACAAAACCAUGAUCAGCUGAUAUUAGACCCGACCUCGGGUUUGCAGUUGACGCAUGUACAAACAAUAUGUGCAAUUCUCUGUAAUUCGUGCCGUUUUUAAAUUUAUUUUUGGACCAGUAUUUCCGCGAGUUUUCCAAAUUAUUCGAAAACGGUGCACUUUUGUUUUGGGCGACUACGUCGCAAAGAGUGCGUCGGCCUGAGUCGUUUUUCAGGGUGUAAGAAACUGUCGGGGAAAAAGUCGCAAGUUUGAAGUUAUUCCUUUUAAAAACAUUUAUUAACCUUUUCCUAAAUGAGGUUGAACGGAUUUCUUCCAUCCUGCGAUGUUUUUCGUUUUCCUUCUUACGUUCCGAUAACACCAAAGUCGGCCAGGGAUUGACAGUGACAAUUAAUUUUUUCCGACCCGUAAAGUCGAUUUACGACGAAAUCCGCACCUUUUUGGUAUAAACUUACAUCAAGAAAAUGGGAGAGUCGAAAUCCCAUUCGGAUCCCGAAAUGAAGGGAUGGCUACUCAAAUGGACUAACUACUUGAAAGGAUAUCAAAGGAGGUGGUUCGUCCUAUCGAACGGAACUCUUUCCUACUAUCGGAAACCUAUUAAAUUGUGUUACUACAACAAACUUUGCAACUUUUCUAAGCGUAGACACCAUUCUUGCACAGGUAAUCAGGCUGAGAUGUCGCACACCUGCCGUGGGACAAUAAGUUUGCAAGGUGCCUUAAUUCAUACUGAAGAUUCAUGCAUGUUUGUGAUCUCCAAUGGAGCAACUCAUACAUUUCAUAUAAAAGCUAGUUCUGAAGUAGAAAGGCAAAAAUGGGUUACAGCGUUGGAAUUGGCCAAGGCAAAAGCAAUAAGAGCUAUCGAAUCAGAAGAGGAAGAAGAAGACUUCGAAGGAGGGGCCUCCAAAUGUGAACUCUCGUCAGUUAUGAAGGAACUUACCAACCGCCUGGAAUACAUUCAAACCUGCAAUGAUUUAAUUAAUAAACACGGCAAUAUUUUACAAAGGUCACUGACGGAACUCGAGAGCAUCGACUCUGCGACUGAAGUAUCGGCGAAAAUCAAAACUAUCAAUGAACGAGCCACUCUCUUUCGCAUUUCUUCAAACGCAAUGAUAAACGCUUGUUCGGAAUAUUUAACACUAGCACAAACACAAGGUAGAAAAUGGCAGAAAGCACUUCUCUAUGAACGAAGUCAGAAAUUAAGGCUCGAAGAAAUGGUUGAACAAUUAGCUACGCAACAUUCAUUUUUGGAACAAGCAGCUAAAGACCACAGGCUACCCAAAAACGCCAUUAGCAGUGCUCCUUCCGAUGACGAAGAAGGCGCAGAAUUCUAUGAAUGUGAAGAAUUAGUUGCAUCAUCUGAAUCAUCCAAACUUCCGUUAAAUAUUAGUUGUUCCAAUAGGGAGUUUGUAAAAGCAUCUCAUCGUCCAGACGAUGCUUCCGGUUCCAGCAGCGAGGCAGAGGAGGACCCACCAACUGAUACUGAAGCUUCAUCUACAAUGCAGUCGAACUCUGAUGUAAAUUUUUCUCAACCGAGGUCUCCAUCGUCCACAAACCUCCCUCCUUCAGAGCCAGUGACAGCGUGCACAUUUCCUUUCAAAUCUGACUCACAAUCAAAUGAUUCUAAGGAUAUUGAUCAGCAAGAUGAUGAAUCGAGUAGCCAAGGAGAUAAACCUUCCCAUUCUAUUCCUAAUUCUAAUCAGGUUACACAUUGCAAGCAAGAAUCUGGAUCAAAACGGGUUAGGAGAACAGCAGUUCCUAAUAAACCUUACUACCCACUUAAUCUUUGGAGUAUAAUGAAGAAUUGCAUUGGAAAAGAAUUAUCUAAAAUUCCAAUGCCUGUAAACUUUUCAGAGCCAUUGUCCAUGCUACAAAGGUUGACAGAAGAUUAUGAAUAUUCCUACAUAUUAGAUCAUGCAGCAACACUCAAAGACGAUCUUGAGCAACUCGCUUAUGUAGCGGCAUUCACGGUUUCAUCUUAUUCGACUACAUCAAAUAGAACUGGAAAACCUUUCAAUCCACUCCUAGGCGAGACUUAUGAAUGCGAUCGAAUGGACGAUUUGGGUUGGCGCGCAUUAUCUGAACAAGUGUCCCAUCAUCCACCCAUGGUAGCGCAGCAUUGCGAAGGCCGUAAGUGGAAAUGUUGGCAGGAGUUUACAAUGGCUUCUAAAUUCAGAGGAAAAUAUCUUCAAGUUGUUCCACUGGGAAUAGCACAUUUGGAGUUUGAUUCAGGGAAUCAUUAUACAUGGAGGAAGGUUACCACUACUGUACAUAACAUUAUUGUCGGAAAACUUUGGGUGGAUCAGCACGGAGAUAUGGACAUAAUAAACUCUAAAACUGGUCAUGUUUGCCACCUUCAUUAUGUGGCCUACAGUUAUUUCAAUAGAGAUGUGCAAAGAAAGGUUACAGGAAGGGUUCUGGAUGAAAAAGAUGUUGUGCAUUGGAUAAUUAGAGGAACGUGGGAUAGCAAAAUUGAAAUAGCACCAGUAACUAAUGUAGAAGGAGUUUCCCCAGGUUCAGUUGAACAGAAGAAAGGACCCUUUAAGUUAGCUUGGGAAAGAAAUGAACCAUUGCCUGACAGUGACAAAUUUUACAAUUUCACAUUACUUGCAUGCCAGUUGAAUGAAAUGGAACCAGGAGUCGCACCAACUGAUUCUAGAAAUCGGCCUGAUCAAAGAUACAUGGAAGAGGGUCAGUGGGAUAAAGCUAAUCAGAUUAAAAUAAAGUUGGAAGAAAAACAACGAGCAGCACGUCGAAAGAGAGAAGCGACAGCUGAAGAAGCAAGCGCUGAAGGCCGACCUUACCAGCAGUAUGAACCAAUAUGGUUUAAAAGGGAGACUGACCCGCAAAGCGGAAACAUCACACAUGUGUUUACAGGAGAAUAUUGGAAAUGUAAAUCGGCUGGAGAUUGGUCAAUGUGUCCAAACAUAUUUUAAAUGGAGUGUACUUAAGGACUAAAUUAUGUGAUCUAUCAAAUGCUCCAAAAAAGCCUUUUGUUUUGUACAAAUGCAAUUUGCUAUAGUCCGUUAACUUUAAUUUUUUUAAUGCAAAGAUAAAUAAGCGUUACCACCAAAUUUACAAUUUGUCUAGUGGAAUGAACAAUGCCUGUUGAAUAAUAUGAUGAUUUAAUAAAUAACAUAAAAGUAAUAAUUAUUCCUUAAAGAUGUUAAAUAAUUUUUGUUAGAGCAUGUUUAUUUUUAAUUGGAAGUAAUAUUAAAUGUGCCAUUGAAUGGCAAUAUUGUAAAAAUGAAGCUCGCCCUUGAUGAAGCCAAGUGAAAGACAAAACUUGCUUUAAAAAAAAGUUUUAUUUUAAUUGUUAAAAAAAAAACUUUAUAAUGAUAGAAGCUAAGUUCCAAUUUAAAAUCUUGAUGAUGCCAUCUGUUUGAAGACUGCAUAUUGUUGCAAGAACGCAAUAAGCUGAAUGUUUGACUAGGUACUUCACAUUGAAUGUGUUUAUAUAUAUAUCACUAUAAAUAUCAAAUAGCAACCAACAUUGGUAAACACCCCACAAAUUUUCUUGGAAUAUUAUAUUUUAUAUUAUUUUUACUUGUCACAUAAACUUAUUGAUAAAGUUCAUUUUGUUUAACCUAAAUAAUAAAACAGAGUUCACAUUUGUUUAUCUUUGUCCAAAAACUGAUGCUUGGUGGAGCGACCUAACCCAAUCCAUCAAUUUUUUCCUGUAUGUUUUCAUGUUUUUUCUGUAGGUCAGUUUAAAACCAAUGUAAUAGGCCUAUGUUUUUUUAAUUAAUUAUGACAAAUUAUUUUACAAUAUAAUGACUAUUUCAGAGUUUA
Cimex lectularius (bed bug) is the source of this 3787-nucleotide messenger RNA. It is a transcript of the gene Osbp, whose product is annotated as oxysterol-binding protein 1. NCBI's taxonomy places the organism in Eukaryota, Metazoa, Arthropoda, Insecta, Hemiptera, Cimicidae. Gene Ontology annotation, cellular component: intracellular membrane-bounded organelle; membrane; cytosol. The coding region runs from base 463 to 2931 and encodes 822 amino acids. The record is from RefSeq and is a predicted model, not a curated record. The transcript has 13 exons. Gene Ontology annotation, molecular function: sterol binding.